UGUCUCAAUCCUUUAAAUAGUGUUUAAGCUGCAGCAGGAGACAUGGCGGAGAAGAGGAUGACGAGGAAGCGGUCCACGUCCUGGCCCUCUCCUUUAACGUCUGACACGCCCCCCCGCUCCAGCAGUGGGACCAGGCCAAAGUCCAGCGCUCCUAGUGUUUCUCUGGGUGAACGAUCCAUGGGCGACCCGCUCUACUUUGGUGUAGAUGAGCCAAAACGGUCCCACUCGAGUGAGGUCGCUGCUCCCAGUGUUGUCUCUUUUAAGAGUGAACGAUCCAUGGGCCAGCCGAUCAACUUUGCUGUUAAAAAGAAACAAAGCAAGCUGACAGAGCCGUCCAGCUGUCCCAUGUGUUUGGAGGUUGUGAAGGAUCCAGAGCGUUUGACCUGUGGACAUUGCCAAUCAUCAUGCCAACAGUGUUUAGGCUCAGACGAACCCUGUGCAAAAUGUGGAAAUAAACUCAGAAAAGAUCCCAGACACCAGAAAGAUACUGAGGAAGACAAGAAGGCCGGUCGUCUAUUGAAUGCAAAGAAGAAUCUUAAAAAAGACACAGAGAAUAAAUUUACUUGGACGUCUGAAGGUUUUGGUGACCAAAAGAACGACCUGAACAGCAUCUACACGACACUCUUCCUCAACCCUGGAGGGAGUGAAGGGACACAUGAAGAACAAUCCUUCAGACAUUUCAAACGUACAUUGGAAAAACAACUAUCUACAGAAAAAUGUAUCCACAUAAAGGACAUCUUCAAACAGUCAUCUGGACUAAAGAAACCACCCAGAACCGUCCUGACGAAGGGCGUUGCAGGAAUAGGAAAAUCAUUUUCCGUGCAGAAAUUCAUUCUGAACUGGGCCAAGGAGGAAGCUAACCAGGACGUUGAUUUUGUUUUCCAUCUUGCUUUCCGCGAGCUGAAUCUGAGUACAGAAAACAAAAGCUUGCUUGGGCUCCUGACAGAGUAUCACCCUGCAAUCCAUGAACUGAAAGAUCAAGAAGAUUUCAUCCAAGCCAGGGUCGUCGUGAUCUUGGACGGCCUGGAUGAAAGCAGACUUCCACUGGACUUUGAGAACAAGCCGGUAACAUCUGUCAGUGAAGUAACAUCUGUGGGUAAUCUCCUAGCGAACCUCAUCCAGGGAAACCUUCUUCCCGAUGCUCGCCUCUGGAUAACAUCACGUCCAGCAGCAGCCAAUCAGAUCCCUGCAGAGUUUGUUGACAUGGUGACAGAGAUAAGAGGGUUCAGUGACCCACAAAAAGAAGAAUACUUCAGGAGGAGAUUCAGUCGUGAUUUGGGCCUUGCUGACAGGAUCAUUUCACACAUUCACUCUUCACAGAGUCUCGACGUCAUGUGCCAGAUCCCGAUCUUCUGCUGGAUUUCAGCCGUAUUAUUUGAGGAGAUCUUUGGGGGAGGUGAGAAAGCUGAAACCCCCCAAACUCUCACAGAGAUGAUGGCACAUUUCCUGUUUGCCCAGACAAAACGCAGAAGCAGAAAAUAUGGCGAGAAGACUGAGAAAAACCAAGAGAGACUUCUGAAGACACACAAGGAUUUUCUUCUAAAACUCGGCAAGCUCGCAUUUGUUCAGCUGCAGAAGAACAACCUCAUCUUCUACAAUGAAGACCUGGGAGACUGUGGCGUUGACACACAAGAGGCAUCCAUCUACUCUGGAUUUUGCAGCGCAGUUCUUAGGGAAGAAGAAGUCUUUUCCCAGAAAAAGAUCUUCUUCUUUGUGCACCUGACCAUACAGGAGUUCUUUGCAGCUCUUUUUGUCUAUGACUGUUUCACAAACCAGAAUACAAAAGAGUUCGGCAACUUCCUCGACCUGAAGGACAAAGAACAUACCUUACUUGAUCUUCUGAAGAUGACCGUUGACAAAGUGUUGGAGAAAAAGAACGGCCACCUGGACUUCUUCUUGCAAUUCCUCCUUGGCCUCAUGGUUGAACCCAACCGGAGAGUCCUUCAGGGUCUGCUGACAUCGCUGGACCCAAGCCAAGAUACAGACAAGAAGAUCUUGACUCACCUCAAAGCCAUCCGAAGAAAGGCCCUGUCUCCAGACAGCUGCAUCAACCUCUUCCAGACCAUGGUCGAGAUGAGAGACCACAAAGUCAAAGAUGAGAUUCAGGAAUAUCUCAACCUGUCAGAGCGUUCAAAACCAGAGCUGAAUCCACUGCACUGCUCUGCGCUGGCCUACACGCUGCAGGUAUCAAAAGAUGAUCUGGAUGUGUUGGACCUGAAGAGUUACAACACAUCAGAUGAAGGCCGAAGGAGGCUGAUACCAGCUGUGAGGACCAGCAGAAAGGCCAUCCUGGCAGAUUGCAACGUGACUGAAGAAUGGGUCGAACAUCUGGCUUUUGGUCUCAAGUUCCCCUACUCAGCUCUGAGAGAUCUGGAUCUGAGCAACAAUGACCUUAAAGAUUCAGGAGUAAAGCUGUUCUGUGUUGGACUUUCAAGUCUAUGCUGCAGACUGAAGACACUGAGUCUGUCAGGUUGUCAGGUCACAGAGGAAGGCUGUGGUUAUCUGGCCUCGGCUCUGAAGUCCAACCCUUCCCAUCUGACAGAGCUGGACCUGAGCCACAACAAUCCAGGAGAAUCAGGAGAGAAGCUGCUCUCUGAGCUGAAGAACGAUCCACAAAACAAGCUCACCGAACUCAAUGUUGGACAUGGUGGAAGUCACCGGAUGAAACGGGGAUUCAAGAAAUAUGCCUGUGUUCUCACUUUGGACCCCAACACAGCCCACAAGAACCUCCUCCUCUCUGACGGGAACAGAAAGGUGGCCUGGGUGAAGGAUGAGCAGCCAUAUCCCCCUCAUCCGGAAAGGUUUGAUCUCUGCCAGCAGGUGCUGUGUGAACAGGGUCUAGAUGAGCGCUGCUACUGGGAGGUCGAGGUGGUGGAGCCCUUCAACAUCGGGUUAACGUACAAAAGCAUUGGCAGGAAAGGGGAUGUGAACGAUUGCAAGCUAGGGCCCAACGACAAGUCUUGGUGUCUGAUAUUCUCUGAUAAAGGUUGUUUUAUUCAGCACAGCAGCGACAGAGUCAAUGUUUCUUCCUUUUGCUCACGCUCCAGUCGGGUGGGGGUGUAUCUGGAUUGGCCGGCUGGCACUCUGUCCUUCUACAGAGUCUCCUCUGACAGUCGGACCCACCUCCAUACCUUCAAAGAAACGUUCAACGAGCCCCUCUAUGCCGCUGUUGGACUUCACACUCAUUCCUCUGCAUUAUUUGUCGUCUAACUAAACUUUAACUGCAAUCACACGAGCAACCAAAAUAUGUAGAUUUCCACGUGGAUGGUUGAGACCUGUCCCAUACAACCAAGAGACUAGCGCUCUCCAACUGGUUGUUCAGCCCUGUAUAUCAGUGAUCUUGCAACCAUGGUGAAGAUUCUCAGUGUUGCUGCUCUUUCCCCUACAUCUGAUCUUUAUCAACACUAUCGACAGUAACGCAGCUCAAUGUAACCGUUAAUAAACCUGCACCUUGCAACUAAACCUUAUAU
Messenger RNA from Etheostoma cragini (Arkansas darter), 3470 nucleotides. Its product is annotated as NLR family CARD domain-containing protein 3-like. Gene Ontology annotation, molecular function: protein binding. The transcript has 10 exons. Bases 43 to 3210 code for a protein of 1055 amino acids. The record is from RefSeq and is a predicted model, not a curated record. Lineage: Eukaryota; Metazoa; Chordata; Actinopteri; Perciformes; Percidae.